Entrophospora candida is the source of this 309-nucleotide messenger RNA. The record is from the annotation of a GenBank genome assembly. Lineage: Eukaryota; Fungi; Glomeromycota; Glomeromycetes; Entrophosporales; Entrophosporaceae.
AUGAGGACCUGGAAAAACAAACUGAUAAAUGUUCCAUUAGAAUUAAGAAUAAAGAAAAAUGCAGCUGCAGCUGAUAUUCCAAAAUUAGAAAAAUGGUUUGGUCUAUCAACAUCUAAAGGGAUCAGCCUUGAUAAUGUUGACAUUAGAGAUGGUGAUAAUGUUGAAGAUAGAAGAGUGUUGUUGAAAAGAGCAAUUUUUGAAUUUUUAAAAAGAAAGCCAAUAAAAAUUGAUUUUCCUGAUGAACCAUUAUACACAGAAAGAAAUAUUAGAAAUUUGACUCCAAGCUGGAUCACUUCCAGCAUCAUGUAG